UCUAGUGUCUUUCUGCCCAAUAAGAUUAUUGAAAUUCCUGAGUAUUCUGUGAUAAAUCUUCCUUUUUCUUUGAGAAAAAUGACUAAAAUUUUUAUCCUUCUCUUGGUUAAUUUCUCAGCAAUUUGUGUGAGUUUUCUUUUGAAAAUUUAAAAGCUUUUUAACUGAAAAAUUAUUUUUUUUGCAAAAAAGAAAAAUGAGGAAAUUUAAUAAAAUUUCAAUCACUUAUAGUUGUUGUUAUGAGAAGGCAUUUACAUUGCUCUUGAUAUUGAAAAUAAAAUACAACAAAUGCAAUUAAAAUAAUGAAGUUUACUGGCAGAUAACAAGCACAAGAGAGAGAUUUCAUUUAUAAAAUCUUUCCAUUACAAACUCUUCGCGCAUAUGAGUCUUUUGCAGAGACAAGAACAUUGUGAGUGUAGUGUAGGAUGUGUGUGGUGAUACACGCAGUAUAAAACGCUCAAAAAGACUGAUAAAGGCAACACCACAAAUUCAUCCGGCAACUCAGCCGCGCACAGCUCAUUCUCUGGAAGACUCUCGUGCUCAAUUGACGCUAAUCUCAAAUUUCAGUGCUUAUGGCCACGUAUAAAGUUGAACAACUCCCGGCACCGCUAACAAAUCUCGGUGAGGGUCCCCAUUGGGAUUGGCAAACGCAAAAUUUGUAUUACGUCGAUAUCUACGGUGGAACCAUUAAUCGCUACAACUAUGCUGAGAAUAAAACCUACACCGCAACUGUUGAGAAAGAGCCCGUGAUCUCCUUCAUUAUCCCCGUGGAGGGAAAUGAUUCGGAAUUUGCCAUUGGAAUUGGCCGUCGUGUGGGUAUUGCAACGUGGGAUGGUAAAUCCGCAACGGCAACGGUGACACGCUUGGUGGGUCAGGUGGAACAAGAUGAUGCCAAAUACAAAACAAAUCGCUUCAACGAUGGGAAAGCCGAUCCCAAAGGUCGCCUAUUUGCAGGAACAAUGAGACUCGAGGAGUGUGGUGACCUCUUUGAAGCUCAAUUCGGGUCACUCUACAAGUUCAACAAGGAUGGCGUUUAUCAAAAGUUGAAGAGCAAUGUUUCAGUAUCCAAUGGAUUGGCCUGGAAUGAGAAGACGAAUAAAUUCUACUACAUCGACUCAUGUGCACUGGAUGUGAAGGAAUACUCCUACAAUCCCGUCACGGGGGACAUUUCAAAUCCUCGUGUUGUGAUUGACUUCAGCAAUGACGGUGAACGCCCAAGCUUCGUACCGGAUGGCAUGACAAUUGAUUCUGAGGGGAAUCUCUUUGUUGCCCUCUGGGGUGGCUUUAAGCUCUUCAAAAUUAACCCCAACACCGGAAAGAUUGUGCAGGAAAUUAAAAUUCCGUGCGAACAGGUGACUUCAGCUGCAUUUGGUGGCCCCAAUCUUGACAUCCUAUACGUAACGACGGCGGGAACAGAGAGAAAUUCCCCGCAACCCCCACCAGCGGGUGGUGUCUUCGCAGUUACAGGUCUCGGUGUGACGGGAACAAAGAUGACUCGUGCUAAUGUUUGAACGACAAUCAAUUUUCUUCUGCAAUAUAUUGAGGAAAAAAUGUAAAGAAAAAUCUUUUUUAUUUCUUUUAAAAUAGCUGAGAAUGAGUGAGAAAUUUUCAAAAAAAAAAGAAGUAAAAUAGCAAAAGAA
This is a messenger RNA of Lutzomyia longipalpis, 1637 nucleotides long. RefSeq names its product regucalcin. The record is from RefSeq and is a predicted model, not a curated record. Lineage: Eukaryota; Metazoa; Arthropoda; Insecta; Diptera; Psychodidae. Gene Ontology annotation, biological process: L-ascorbic acid biosynthetic process. The transcript has 5 exons. The coding region runs from base 570 to 1508 and encodes 312 amino acids. Gene Ontology annotation, molecular function: calcium ion binding; gluconolactonase activity; enzyme regulator activity.